GGCCUUUUUUAUAAAGUGCUUCCGUCAAAGACUCUCGCCUUCAAAGGCGAAGCCUGUAGUGGUGGAAAACACAGUAAAGAUCGCAUUACUGUGCUGGUGGGUGCCAACAUGGCAGGUGAUGAGAAGUUGAAGCUUUUAGUAAUAGGAAAGUCGAAGCACCCACGUUGUUUCAAGGGCGUUCGACACCUUCCCGUUACGUACAAUGCUAACGGAAGAGCCUGGAUGACUAUGACAAUUUUUGAAAACUGGCUACGGGAGGAAGAUGCAAGAUUUACGAGGCAAGGCAGGAAGGUUGUCUUGAUCGUGGAUAAUUGUCCUGCCCAUGGUCAGGUUGAUGGACUCAAGUCCAUCAGUCUCGAGUUCUUGCCAGCCAAUGUAACUGCAGUGAUCCAGCCAAUGGAUCAAGGGGUAAUACAAAACAUAAAAGUUCAUUACCGCAGACAGCUGCUCCACCGAAUGCUGCUUUGUGCAGACACUGGCAAGAGCUAUAAUGUAGAUUUGUUGGCUGCCAUUCACAUUUUGGCCCACGCCUGGGAGCAAGUACAGGCAACAACCAUACAGAGGUGCUUCCACCAUGCGGGCUUUCAAGCUCAAGAACCAUUACCUGAUGAAGAGGAAAGCCUGGCUGAUGCUGACGCUGAUGCAGUAUUUAAUCAGGCUGUGCCCUCUGCCCCCUUCACACGACAGGACUAUGAGACUAUUGAUGAAAGUGUUCAAACCUGUCGCGAGGAGACGCUUGAGGAACUGAUUGCCGAAGUGCAAGCUGACGAUCAACCUUCCUCCAGCGAUGAAUGUGAUGAUGUCAUUCCCAGUGCAGUGGUGCCACCGGACAGUGCAGCUAAGGAGGCUGUUGAACUUUUGCAGCGCUAUUUUGAGCAUGAGGGUUGUCCUGAAUUUCUGUCUAGCUUGUCAGGCAUGGGUGCUUACUUUGUGAAGAAGCAGCUCAAGCAUGCCAAGCAAACCACACUUCACUCCUUUUUUUCUCCUACUCAUCCCGAUAAGUAAGCUAGGGUUGGUGCAAAUGAAAUAAAGUUUUUGGUUCAUGAAA
Molecule: messenger RNA, 1048 nt
Organism: Rhipicephalus sanguineus (brown dog tick)
Lineage: Eukaryota; Metazoa; Arthropoda; Arachnida; Ixodida; Ixodidae
Product: tigger transposable element-derived protein 4-like
Exons: 1
Coding region: 109-1005 (298 amino acids)
Cellular component (GO): nucleus
Molecular function (GO): DNA binding
Source: RefSeq, a predicted model, not a curated record